Molecule: messenger RNA, 2049 nt
Organism: Huiozyma naganishii CBS 8797
Lineage: Eukaryota; Fungi; Ascomycota; Saccharomycetes; Saccharomycetales; Saccharomycetaceae
Gene: ACS2
Product: acetate--CoA ligase ACS2
Exons: 1
Coding region: 1-2049 (682 amino acids)
Cellular component (GO): cytosol
Molecular function (GO): AMP binding; acetyl-CoA synthetase activity
Source: RefSeq, a predicted model, not a curated record
AUGACUACUACUAAAUCGCACACAGAAGUUCACGAGGCGAAUAACGUCGAGUUUCGCAAGGCUCCAGAACAUUUCUUCAAGUCGCAGCCCGGUACAGGUUACAUAACCAGCUAUGAACAGUACAAGACGAUGUACAAGCAGUCAAUUGAGGACCCAGAGACAUUUUUCGGCAAGAUGGCCAACGAGUUCUUGGACUGGGACAGACCCUUCACUAAAGUGAAGUCCGGGACUUUGGAACACGGCGACGUCGCGUGGUUUGUGAACGGUGAGUUGAACGCAUCUUACAACUGUGUUGACAGACAUGCGCUGACCAACCCGGACAAGACGGCGUUGAUCUACGAGGCUGACGACGAGAAGGAGAACAGAAUUAUCACCUACGGAGAGCUAUUGAGACAAGUGUGUAAAGUGGCUGGUGUCUUGAAGAGCUGGGGGGUUCAGAAGGGCGACGUCGUCGCCAUCUACAUGCCAAUGAUCCCAGAGACACUGGUGGCCAUGUUGGCCGUGGCCAGAAUUGGGGCGAUCCAUUCGGUCGUCUUCGCUGGGUUUUCAGCAGGUUCCUUAAAGGAUCGUGUCGAGAAUGCUGGUUGUAAAGUUAUUAUCACAUGUGAGGAGGGGAAGAGAGGUGGUAAAGUGAUACACUCGAAGAAGAUUGUCGACGAGGGUCUUCAUUGUGUCAACAGCGUCGAGAAAGUGCUAGUUUUCGCCAGAACUGGGAACUUGGAGGUGCCGAUGCAAAGAGGUAGAGACUUCUGGUGGCACGAGGAAACCGCUAAGCAAAGAGCAUAUUUGCCACCCGUGACGUGCAAUGCAGAAGAUCCACUUUUCUUGCUGUACACCUCUGGUUCCACCGGUACUCCAAAGGGUGUUGUGCACAGCACGGCAGGCUACCUGCUUGGCGCCGCAAUGACGACAAGAUACAUCUUCGAUUUGCACCCAGAGGACGUUCUAUUCACUGCCGGUGACGUCGGUUGGAUCACUGGUCACACGUACGCAUUGUACGGUCCACUGGCGCUAGGUGCCGCCUCGAUCAUCUUCGAAUCGACACCAGCGUACCCAGACUACGGGAGAUACUGGAGAAUCAUCGAACGGUACAGAGCAACCCACUUCUACGUGGCACCUACCGCACUAAGACUGAUCAAGCGUGUUGGUGAGGCAGAGAUCGACAAAUACGAUAUCUCAUCCUUGCGUGUACUGGGUUCCGUCGGUGAACCCAUCGCUCCUGAUCUGUGGGAGUGGUACAACGAAAAGAUCGGUAAGAACAACUGUGCCAUCUGCGACACCUACUGGCAGACGGAAUCCGGUUCCCAUUUCAUCGCGCCAAUGGCUGGUGCUGUGCCCGCAAAGCCAGGUUCUGCCUCUGUCCCAUUCUUCGGUGUCGAUGCAGUGAUCAUCGACCCUGUAACAGGAAAAGAACUCGAGGGGAACGACGUUGCUGGUGUCCUUGCCGUGAGGUCGCCAUGGCCCUCGAUGGCCAGAUCCGUCUGGAACAACCACUCUCACUACCUGAACACGUAUAUGAACGUGUACCCAGGCCACUACUUCACUGGUGACGGUGCUGGUAGAGAUAACGACGGGUACUACUGGAUCAGAGGUAGAGUUGACGACGUUGUGAACGUUUCCGGUCACAGACUGUCCACUGCAGAAAUAGAAGCCACGUUAAGCACGCACGAUGGUGUAGCUGAGGCCGCCGUCAUUGGUAUCAACGAUGACUUGACUGGUCAAGCCAUUGUAGCGUUUGUUUCCUUGAAGAAGAUAACGCACGUUGAUGACCCAACGGAGGAAAUGGAGGACGACUCUCCAGAGGAACUGCGUCGUGAAUUGAUCUUCCUGGUGAGAGGUGAAAUCGGUCCCUUUGCUUCGCCAAAGGCGAUCAUUGCGGUUAAGGACCUGCCAAAGACCAGAUCUGGUAAAAUCAUGAGAAGAGUCUUGAGAAAAAUCGCCUCGAACGAGGCUGACCAGCUGGGUGACUUGUCCACAUUGGCUGAUCCCGAUGUCGUGCCCUCCAUCGUCGAAUCUGUGAAUAAGCAAUUCUUGAAAUUCAAGAAAUAA